Molecule: messenger RNA, 684 nt
Organism: Acanthosepion pharaonis
Lineage: Eukaryota; Metazoa; Mollusca; Cephalopoda; Sepiida; Sepiidae
Source: the annotation of a GenBank genome assembly
AUGUUUCUUUUCAGUUGCCUAUUCGUCAUUGAAUUCCCGCCCCCUCUCUCUUUGAAAGAGACAAUUGAAAUUUCUAUCUAUCUAUCUAUCUAUCUAACGAACUUCAUCCUAUUCAUAUCUAUCAAUCUAUCUCAGUCUAUUCAUAUCUAUCUAUCACAGUCUAUUCAUAUCUAUCAAUCUAUCUCAGUCUCUUCGUAUCUAUCUAUCUAUCUAUCUAUCUAUCUAUCUAUCUAUCUAUCUAUCUAUCUAUCUAUUACAGUCUAUUCAUAUCUAUCGAUCUAUCUCAGUCUUUUCGUAUCUAUCUCUCUAUCUAUCAAUCUAUCUCAGUCUAUUCAUAUCUAUCAAUCUAUCUCAGUCUCUUCGUAUCUAUCUAUCUAUCUAUCUAUCUAUCUAUCUAUCUAUCUAUCUAUCUAUCUAUCUAUCCCAGUUUCUUCAUAUCUAUCUAUCUAUCUAUCUAUCUAUCUAUCUAUCUAUCUAUCUCACUCUGUUCCCCUCUGUCUGUCUGUCUAUCUAUCUAUCUCUCUACCUAUCAAUCUAUGCUUAGGAUCAAAGUGUAGCUGUCAAAAUCUAUCUAUCUAUCUAUCUAUCUAUCUAUCUAUCUAUCUAUCUAUCUAUCUAUCGCAGUCUCUUCAUAUCUAUAAGUUUAUGUCAGUCUCUUCAUAUCUAUUUAUCUGUAUCAGAUAG